CACGCAGUCACGAGCAUUGGAUAUCAGUCGAUGAGGUCUUACGUCUACACACACCACACACGACACACACUACACACACCACACGCACUACCGCCGACAGACGAAUCCGCCAAUGAGUUGGGGCUGUCUGUCUACGAGGGCCAUAUGAUGACCACAAUAUCCUCACUGUGUUGGCCGUCGCCUCCCGCGGCCUCCAUGACCCUGCUGCCGGUCACACGCUUGAGCCUGAAGCCCUUGACGCCGAGGGCCUUGGCUAUCAAAUGGAAAUUCAACGCCGCCUGACAGACACAGCGGCAUGAGCCAGCCUGCAUGUCUGCGUGUCUGUGAGACUCACUGUGGCGUAUUUGUGUUUCUUGUCUUCGUUGUCCGUGAGGUAGUUCUCGUCCUUCUUGAUUCGCUUCUCGGUCGUGGCCAGUUGGGCAUCGAGCUGCUGCGCCUGCUCGGCCAGGCUGGCCUUCUCGGACUGAGAGAGCGCACCCUGACGGACACACACAGGCACACACAAAGGGCCGGGAAGUGCACCCAGACAGAGACACACACGCUCACGCACGCACCUGUCGGUAGAUGGCUACUGAUCUCAUGUUGUCCAUAUCCUUGUCUGUCAUGAAUAUGCGGUGCGUCGUGUGGGUGACGUCAGACACAUACGCGAGCUCAUACACCUGGCCGGCUCGGGCGGCUCCGACCAGACUACUGCAGCAACACACAAGCAGAGAUGCCUUGUCUGUGUCUCCCUCUCUCUCAUUCUCUCUCUGUGUCUCUCUGUGUGUGCCCACGUGCCUUAGCUUGACUGCAUCCUGCGGCCACACCAUCAUCACAACGUCGCUGUGGCCCUGCUGGCUCGCGUUGAUAAGGCCGACUCGUCGACACCCCUCUUUUUGAAGCCGCUGCUGCUGAGGGCCUUGGCGAUCGCAUGGAAGCUCAACACAGCCUGCCCACACACACACAGAAACCAAAACAUACAUAGGAGAGAUGUGUGCAGACAGGAAAUGUGAGACACGUGUUGGGUACCGAGGCGUAUUUGCGUUUGUCAGUUUCGUUGUCAUCGAGGUAUCUUGGGUCCGCCUUGAUGCGCUUCUCGGUCUUGGCCAGCUUGGCAUCGAGCCUCUGCGCCUGCUCGGCCAACACGGCCUUGUCCGACUGGGACAGCGGUCUACCCUGAGCGACAAACACAAGGGACCGACAUGUGCACACACACACACACACACACAUCCACCCUUCGUUCUUCCUUGCUGUGCGCACGUGUAUGUCGACAGCCACUGAUGUGAGCUCUUUCAUGUCCGUCGCGUCGAUGAGUGUGCGGUGGGUCUUGUGUGUGAUGUCAGACACAUACGACACCUCAUACACCUGGCCGGCAGCGGCAAGACGACGCAUCGCCUCCACACCCAGACUGAACACACCCACCCACACACAGCAACACAGCAGAGGACAUGAGGUAUCAAACGUCUUUGUGUGCGUUCCAUCCAUCCAUCCAUCCAUCUCGCCUGUAUGCGAUGUCCGCCCCAUCCGAGAAAGCGCUCUGCCGCUCUGGUUCUGGCUCUGGCUCUUGGUCGGGCUCCUCCUGCACACUUGAAGAGGGGCUGGCCUUUUGGGGCUUGGCCGCGGGGUGAGGCUGCCCCCCUGUCGCUUGCUUUGGUUGUGUCUUCUCGUUCUUCUUGCCACUGGUCUGCGUGGUCUGUGUGUGCUGUGGUGCUCUGGGCGGCUGCUUGGGAGGGGCAGGGGGAGGGGGCAUCUGUGGCAUCUGUGGCAUCUGUGGCAUGGGUGGCACCGGUGCGAUUUGCUGCUGCAUCCAUGUCUUCUGCUGCUGGCUUCUGUGGCUGCUCGGCUGGUACACGGGUGGAGCAGGGUGGGGGUGAUGGUGAUGCACUGGGGCAGAGGGAGCCGAAUGGUGAACCCUGCACACACCACCACACACAGCAGGCAGAGACAAAUGAAUCGAUACACUGCAAUGCAUCCUGUGCAUUUCUCUUCUCCCUACACAACAGUCACACGCGACAGCUCAUCGAGCGCAGUCCCCACAGUCGCGACGAGCACCGUAGCCAUGCCGCAGCAAACGAAGAACACAGCCGCCAGGGCGGCCAAAAACACUGCACACCACACGCCACAGACAACACGCAAAGACGAACAGUCGCCACGGAUUCUGAUUUCUGUCCGGUGCUUUCCGUCCGUACCAUAAAAGCCGUCAGAUUCGUCAACCUGUUUGUUGCUCUUGCGGCUGCGUCGAGGACUGGUCUCUCCUCUCGCAUCCGUGCACACAGGGGCGGAGGGAGGGAGGUCCUCGCGGGGCGGCAGGGGGACCGGCCGCUCCAUCCGAUACGGUGCAAAGGGUGGGAUGGGAGGAAUGGGGGGAAUUGGUGGGAGGGGUGGGGUCGGCUGCAUCGGUGGUGUCAUCGGUGGCGUCAUCGGGGGCGUCAUGUUCUUGCGUCGGCGGCUGCUCUGCCGGCGCACACAGACGGGAGUGAUGGUGGUAGAUCUCUUCGUUGACCGCCCGCCACAGCCCAUCCCCUUCUGCCCCUCCCAUGAGCCCUUCAGCACCGUCCCACGACUACCGGGCUGGAUUUCGUUCAUCACACCCUGGAUGUCCUUCAUCACACCAAUACUCCUGGGGGGAGCGGCACUGCGAGCAUCAUGAUGCGAUGCAUCCUUCUCAUGACGUCGCCCAGCGGCCACACGAGAGAUCUCCUUCAUGGCGUCCGAACGGCUGGGCGGGCUGGGUGGAUCAUUGCGAGCGGCGCAGAUGCUGCGCAGAACGGCGCCUCUGGUGGGUGCGGGAACGUCAUCGUCAUCGUCAUCUUCGUCGAUGUCGAAACGUGGGUAGGCGGUCUUGCCGCAGGGCGGGGAAGACUUCUCGUCAUAGAACAU
Vitrella brassicaformis is the source of this 2859-nucleotide messenger RNA. The record is from the annotation of a GenBank genome assembly. Lineage: Eukaryota; Vitrellaceae.